Molecule: messenger RNA, 204 nt
Organism: Penicillium longicatenatum
Lineage: Eukaryota; Fungi; Ascomycota; Eurotiomycetes; Eurotiales; Aspergillaceae
Exons: 1
Coding region: 1-204 (67 amino acids)
Source: RefSeq, a predicted model, not a curated record
AUGGCGCGUCGACGCGAAAAGAGUGUGGAGGGGUGGAAUGUGCCUCCCGAGGGGCCGGCAUGGAAAGAAUCCCAACCGCGACCACAGACUUCAUUUCAUUUGGAACAGGUAAUCAAUCUGCGGAUCGACUGGAAUGUCAGAGCAGGAGUCCCUCCUGUUGCCCAAUCCAGUGGCAGGGUGAUUUUGGAGGACACGGUGCGAUGA